Molecule: messenger RNA, 2151 nt
Organism: Trematosphaeria pertusa
Lineage: Eukaryota; Fungi; Ascomycota; Dothideomycetes; Pleosporales; Trematosphaeriaceae
Exons: 4
Coding region: 1-2151 (716 amino acids)
Source: RefSeq, a predicted model, not a curated record
AUGGGCGCGCACGAUGCAAACACCGAGACGCUGGACGAUGUGCACGACAUGGCAAGGCUGCGCCACAUCAGCGGAAGAGACGAAGUUCAAAACACUGCCGGAGAGGUAUCGCCAUCGUCACCGACUUCCUCUACCUACGGCACCGAAGGGAAGGACGAGGUCCCACCCUCAGGCUCAAUACCCGACAAGAUUCAGCGUUGGCAAGAAAAUGCAUCGACAGAAACCGAAGAAGCCGAGUCCGGUAUCAUUCUGCGCCUCUUCAGAGCUUGCCUAGAUGCAUUAUCAUGCAUUAUCCAACCUCCUGUGGCAGCGACUAUGUCAAAGCGCCAUAAAAACGCAUUACAACGGUGCCAUUCCAUACUAAAGCUUUGGGCAGACGGGCAUGGCGUUUGGACUGGCAAAUUGGAUGACGUCCUCGAACGGUCCAGAAAUCUCCGACACACAACGCUCUCUAUUCUUAAUCCAAUGUGCGGAGUCUUAUCGAAGGAGCUUCAAAGAACCGCCGUGCCACUAUCUAGCGGUCCUAAUAUCAGACUCUUGUGUAAUACCGCCACAGAGAUUUACAGCCAGACCAAGUGGCUCUUGAUCGAUCACGAUGAAUGCACGAGCGACAGUGACAGCGACAGCGACAGCGACUCAGAUGCCAUCGGGGAGAAGUCCGAUCAAGGUGGGAUCAAGAGGGUUGUAAAUGACGUCAAAACAUACACUGAUUGCCUAGUGGAUCUGGGCACUGCGCUCGACUGCCCAGCGAUGGACCCUGACCAGGAAGAUGAGCCGAGUCUCCCGCGGAGGGCACGUGCCGCUCACGAUUACUACGCAGACAUCAUCUUGGCCAAAUUCCCGAAGGUGAAUGCUAACCUUGCUGAGCGCCUUGGAAAAGCAAAUUGGCUUCGCUAUCUGCGCAUGCAACAAGAGCGGGAAAACAAUGCACACCAGCAACAGGCCAUAUCAUGUCCCACACGUUCCGAGUUCCAAGACUCAGGGCUGGGCACCUCAAUACCCUCAUACGCCGAGACAGUUCUAUCCUUCAUGACCAGCAUAAGCGGUGGGAAGCGGGUUCCAAUCCCACCCCUCCCAGCAGAAGCGAAGAACGGAGCGCAGUUUGAGUGUAACGCAUGCAAUAAGCUUAUACGAGCAAGAACAAACCGCGAUUGGAGAAAGCAUCUUUUCCUCGAUCUUCAGCCUUAUGGUUGUUUCUAUGCUAGCUGCCGCUUUAGCGCAACACCUUUCGCGGACCGUGAGCUUUGGAGUAACCACCUUGCACUCGAUCACAAGCUGGGCCCUGAUUGGUCAUGCAUCCAAUGCCCGCUGUGCUUGGAGCUCACAGAGUCCGGGAAGAGCGCUGUUCUUACGCACUUUGCUAGGCAUAUGGAGGACAUAGCCCUUGCCGCCCUACCGCGCGAGGUCGAGUCUGAAGCCGGAUCUGAGGCGGAGUCCGAUUGCAGCGCCGCGACGGACCAGAAUGCCCACAUCGCGGGUGAUCUUAAUUUCAGUAUAUUCCGGGCUGAGAACGAGGUAGCAUUCGGCGUUGCGGCCGUGGAUGAAACUAGACGCCACCCUGAGAAGAGUGCUCCAGCGACGUCGGCAGCGCCACUGGCUCCUCAAGCACCAAAGCCGCCAGCGGCCACCCAUGCACGGCAACCCACCCAGGACGAUGACUACAGGCAGAGAGACAGCGGUUACUAUGAACAGGAGCCCGUCAAACAUACUUUACACCUUGAGCAACCGCUUCUAUCAUCAGAGGAACCCACCGUGAGGUAUACUCGCACUGGUCGCAUAUCGAAGGCAAAGACGGGUAUGAGGGUUCAUAAUUGUGAAUGCGGAAGAUCGUACACGCGCGCCGAGCACUUAAGAAGGCAUCAAAAGAACCACGCUCAGGACGCGCUCUUCUGCCAAUAUCCUGGGUGUGGCAAGUCAUACUUUAGGUUGGAUCUGCUGCAGCGACAUCAGGAAAGACACUCGCAGGCUAUUCAGAGCCCUCAGCCUCCAGCAGUAGGAAGGCGUCUUUCUAUUACUAUCCCUAACUCAACUGCAUCCCACGAUGACAGCGGAGUCCCACUCUCUGACCUGGACGAAGAACCAGUUGACAGCCCAGCGGACACUCCAGAGAUAGCAGACCCUUCUCCCUACGCCCAGUAUCCCACAGGCUAA